AUGGGGGUUUUCACCAAGCUUUUACAGGUGCAUCUGGUCACCAUUCCGGCGCGUAGAUUCGACCCCCAGCUCGAGACUUUCCUGAUUGAGGAAGGAGAUGGGUCUUCUGAUGUUCCUUUAGAAAUGCAAGGCAAAUCUUCUACUAAUAUGGAGGCGUUGGAUCCCAGUGAUCCUCUCUAUCUACACCCGUCGGAUAAUCCUGGAGCUAUGCUGGUUAGUGUGGCUUUCAGUGGAAUUGGGUACAGGUCUUGGAGGUGUGCAGUUUUGCGUGGCCUUUCUGUUAAAAAUAAAACUGGUUUCAUUAGCGGAGAGUGUAAGCGUCCUGAUCCCCAAUCUCCCAAAUUUCGGCAAUGGGAAUGGUGUGAUGAUAUGGUGACCUCGUGGAUUUUGAAUUCACUCUCAAAGGAGAUAGCAGAUAGUGUGGAAUAUGCAAGUGAUGCUGUUGAAUUAUGGAAGGAGUUGGAAGAUCGAUAUGAGCAAACUAAUGGUGCGAGAUUGUAUCAAAUCCAAAAGGAUAUCAAUGACCUAUCUCAGGGAGUCCUAGACAUCACAGGCUACUACACUCAAUUGAAGAAACUCUGGGAAGAAUUGAGUACUUUGAAUGCAAAAACACAAUGCAGCUGCCAGUGUACCUGUGGUGCUAAGGAAGGUAUGCACAAGGCUGAGUAG
Nicotiana attenuata is the source of this 669-nucleotide messenger RNA. RefSeq lists its product as uncharacterized. Lineage: Eukaryota; Viridiplantae; Streptophyta; Magnoliopsida; Solanales; Solanaceae. Bases 1 to 669 code for a protein of 222 amino acids. The transcript is spliced from 4 exons. The record is from RefSeq and is a predicted model, not a curated record.